AUGACCAGGACCUGUAUGACUAACGUGUUACGAUUUAAACAUCCCACUAAAGAGGACGAUGAUUUAGAACCUGUUACAACAUCAAGUGGUGUAUCUGACUGUACUAAAUCUACAGACAUUGUAAAGUCAAGAGACCUGCUUAGCGAUAUUAUUAAGGGAUAUCGUUUCGGUAAUGAGGCAUUAACAACAGCUCCAUUCCGCGUCAGUCUCCCUGCACCUGUAGAUGUAAACAUUUUUACUCAUGAACAUGUGUCACAUGCUGAAUCUCCUGCCUCAAUAAACCCCAUCUUCGAUGCAGUCGAAAAUUUGGAAGUUUCACUUUUAAGUUGUGCUUCUCCAAACAACCAGUUCGAAGAAUGGUUAAAGUGGACUGUUGAAAAAAAGAUGUGGAGUUUUCCAAUUAACAAUGAACAAGAUUGGGAUUCGGAGUUAAAUGUACCUUUCCAUGAACAUGUAUUUCUGGAAAAUCAUCUAAACAAAGAACAUCUCAAGUGUAAACCACUAGCAUCGUUCUUAGAACUCGUCUGCAAUGGGCUUUCUCAAAAUCCACAUUUUAGUGUUAACGAAAAAAAGCAACAUCUGGAGUGGUUUUCACAGUUCUUUGAUGAUAAGAUAACACGAAUAAAUGCUUCUGUGCAAGAAGAAGAAUAUAUGGCUAAUCUGGAGAAAAUGUCUAGAGGAAUUUCAACAUAA
Molecule: messenger RNA, 693 nt
Organism: Schistosoma turkestanicum
Lineage: Eukaryota; Metazoa; Platyhelminthes; Trematoda; Strigeidida; Schistosomatidae
Source: the annotation of a GenBank genome assembly